Funneliformis caledonium is the source of this 2688-nucleotide messenger RNA. NCBI's taxonomy places the organism in Eukaryota, Fungi, Glomeromycota, Glomeromycetes, Glomerales, Glomeraceae. The record is from the annotation of a GenBank genome assembly.
AUGAAUCUUAAGAUAUCUCCAAAAAUCAUGAUGUUAGUAUCGCUGCUUUGCAUUCUGAUCCUUUGUCUGCCUAUUCACCAAGCAAGAGCCGAGUUUACAUACACGGAAUCUGAUCCAACAUUAGAGCUGAUCAAACUCGAAACGUACAAGGACGAGACCACCGUCGUUCGUGUCAUCAAAGAUCUUAAAAAUGGAUGCUGGGAACCGGCGAUAAGAUUGCGGAUUAUAUAUGCAAAUGGCACAGUAACGCCGCUUGAUAUUUAUUCUGAUGCUUUGGGAAUUCCUGAGUGGAAUUUUUGUAGGACUGAAAUGGGUUAUCAUCGCAUUAAAGGAAGUUACGGGUUGCGAUUGUACAGCUGGAUGCCAAAUUACGUGCUCAUAACGUACAUGAAUGGGACGAGCUACGACGACCAGGAAAACAUGUCUGUUUUUGCCAAAUUAAUCUCUUGGUCAGGAAAAGUAAUUGGCAAUGAAUAUCUCGGGCCUGUUUACAUCGUGAAUAAAAUAAUUCAAUAUCCGAUUGAAACUCAUUUUGAUCGCGUACAACCUGAGCGGGGGUUCUUUUACGCCGAUUUCUUAAGUGAAACCAAUUACAUAUUUUGGGUACAUUUCAGCGCACCAGAUGAAAAUGGAACGAUCAAGCGCCUUAGAGAUGGUACGAUCACCCUACAAAAUAUGCAAUACGGAAGUUUCUUCUAUACCAUUCCAACGCUAGGAGGUGGUGAUUUUGGUAUUGUGAUUGUGAAUUCUACUGUCGCAACCGAAAUUCCCAUUGACCAUGGAGGUGGUCCGCUAAAGAAGCAAUUGGAAACAUAUGCUAUUUUCAUUUCUUCGGAAACUUAUGAACAACGGGGUCCUUAUUUCAUACAUCAUUUCGGAGCCACCCCAGCUUUAGCUCUAAGAGAACUUGCUUGUGGAAUUGAGUACUACGAGUUAAAAUAUAAUUGCUUUUUGGUGGUUAGAACUAACCUAACCGAAAGAAGUAAUUUUUUAACACGGCUCACAUUUACCGUGACCGGUUCAAAAAUCGAUGAGAAGACUUAUGAAAAUAACGAGAUAAAUUCACUAGACGUACACGAAAUAUACAUGGAGAGCUUGUAUUACGGAGGUUAUCUUUUAAUAUUGCACCGAUUCAACGAACUCGAUGACACAUUUGAGGACCUAUACGGUUACAUAUUUGACAGGGAAGCGAACCUGCAGGAACCUUGGCCACUUGGCAAUCCAACAGCGAGACCAGCAUUAGGAAGACGAUAUGGAAUAUUAUUCCAAAAUAAUACCCUUGUGUCAAUUAUUCAAAAACCAGGCGAUCCAACUUGGACAUUGGAAUCAAAGCCUUUAAAGAGUUUCGUUGUUCAGGAACCAUACGAAAAUCCGAACGUCAUUACUACGGAUCCACCGAACAAUUCUAAAAUUUCUUUAAGAAAAGAGAGCAUUACGAUCACUUUUAAAAACGAAAUAUAUUUGUCCACGGGCAACAUUACAGUAUUUCAAUUGGAAAACUCGGAGAAAAUAUUAAAACAAACCCACCCCGGAACACAUCCAAAUUGCAUCCUUGGAAGUGACCGGAAAACUGUCACAAUCAACAUGCUGGAAUCCAAUUUUAAUAUCCCAAAUGGGACAUAUACGGUGGAAAUUGCCCAUGAAUUUUUUGUGGAUAAGCAAACUUUGUUAGCCCCUUUAGGAUUACGAGCAGGAAGUUGGAACUUCACUACUGAAAAUACUUUUGAUGAAUACCCUGAUUCCGUUGACGUCGUUCUUGGACUCACAAGGGAAGCUUCUGCUAACUUUAAGAAGUUAACAGAUCCUAAUAGGGCCGCAUUUAUGAAUCAAUUGUCGAUUGAUUUGACGAAAACUAUUCCGACAGAACCCAGAAGAUUCAUAGUAGCUAAAGAAAUUCAAAAUUAUGAUAAAAGUUCUAGAAUUAUAAUUUCCCUCAAGAUUCGAGAGCGAGAAGGUCCAUCGAAUUUGAACGGAAAAAUGAUCAUCAGAGAUUUGGAUACCCUAAUUCGAAACAAGGCAAUUACUGCGAUAUCACGCUUUGAAUCAACCAGCAUGCUUGACGAAGAAUUUGGAAGUGCCAUUAGAACUUUCUUUGCGAUUCUUUUGCUCCUAAACUGUUGUUCGUGUUGUAUCCAGGCAGACAUUUCGGACAUUUUUGUAAUGAUUAAGAUUUCUUUGGCGACACUUGAUUUUAUAUUUGAUAUAUGGUUUAUUGCAACCUAUAGCUUUGAUUUUAAAUUCACUCUUGUUGGAAGCAUCGUAGUUCUCGUUGUUCCAUGGAUAUUUAACAUAAUUGCAUUCAUAAAAGUUUCCAAAGCAGAUCCCAGUAAACCGACGGGGUCAAAAUAUAUUGGAUUUAUUUAUCACAUACUUGGCUUCAUUGAUGUUGAAGCACUUAAACUAGUAAAGAGCAUAACGAAUUCAAGCAAUUUUCUCAAGUAUUCUUAUUGGAUGAAAUUCGCUCUCCAAGAUAUUCCACAAUUAAUGUUUCAGAUUUUGUAUUUUGUGUUUGCUAUCAAAUACAAUACUCUGAUAACUAUAUCGAUCAUUCUCAAUAGUUUGUUGAUUUUCCAUAGUGCUGUUGUUAGACUAAUUGUAAAUAAAUAUCUCCCGAGAUCGAACCUUCCUAUAAUACAACCGCAAAUCCAAGAAUUGGGAGAUAAAGUUAACGACAACACAUCAAAAUAA